AUGAGCAGUUACGAGACUGAACAUGCCUCCGAUCCUCCCAAUAGCAAUCAGAGCCAACCACGCAGACCCGAUCUUUCCACUUUCCUGAGCCUCCUCUCCGAAGUCACGCCUGACCGGCCCGAAGAACGAGCUCGUGAAGGGGCUGUUCCUGUCCCUGCCGAUGUCUCCGCCGUCUUUCGCUCGCUUGCAGAGGCCUUUCAAGUCAUGCGUAGGAUCAAUGACAAUGCCGACUCCGACUUGCUCGAGAGCAUGAUCCAGAACUUGAUGGACACUGCCGAGCGACCGCCCCGGGAAGUCAAGGGUGUGGACGAGGAAUAUAUUGCGGCGUUGGAGCGGGUCAACAUUAAGAAAGUCAACAAAGAUGCCGACUGCCCGAUUUGCGGUAAUGCUUUUGUCGAAGACCCUCAUCCGCUCCUGGUGCGCCUUCCUUGCCAUCAAAACCAUAUUUUUGACCUUGAAUGCAUCCGACCAUGGCUUCUGGUGAACGGGACUUGUCCUUUAGACCGGGUUGAUCUGGCGCAAAGGGAGAGAGAUAGGAAAAAGAAACACCUGGAAGAAAUCAAGAAGAAUGCUGCUCCGGAGGACGAGGAGGAAGAAUGGGACGGGCUCUAUGGCUGA
This is a messenger RNA of Fonsecaea multimorphosa CBS 102226, 618 nucleotides long. RefSeq lists its product as uncharacterized. Gene Ontology annotation, cellular component: cytoplasm. Gene Ontology annotation, molecular function: ubiquitin protein ligase activity. Gene Ontology annotation, biological process: protein ubiquitination. The record is from RefSeq and is a predicted model, not a curated record. The coding region runs from base 1 to 618 and encodes 205 amino acids. The transcript is spliced from 2 exons. Lineage: Eukaryota; Fungi; Ascomycota; Eurotiomycetes; Chaetothyriales; Herpotrichiellaceae.